This is a messenger RNA of Caenorhabditis elegans, 697 nucleotides long. It is a transcript of the gene C45H4.14, whose product is annotated as F_actin_bund_C domain-containing protein. NCBI's taxonomy places the organism in Eukaryota, Metazoa, Nematoda, Chromadorea, Rhabditida, Rhabditidae. The transcript is spliced from 2 exons. The coding region runs from base 20 to 556 and encodes 178 amino acids. The record is from RefSeq and is marked reviewed.
UUUCAGUCUCAUUCAAAAAAUGGCCGCGUUCAACGCAAAGUAUCUAAUCGACCUUUUGAAGAGAAUUCGAAGUGGAGAAGAAAGCAUCGAUUCUCCGGACGCGCUGGAACUGCUCUACAUCCCGCUGCCACUUGCUCAUGAGCUCGGUGUUAUCAACUCAAUGGACGGGCUUGAUCCAUACGAUGAAAUGGAGAUUUCGUGCAAGUCGAUCUUGAAAAAGCUUGAUGAAAAGAAGAAGACUGAGGAGAAGCACAGAGCUAAGCAGGAGAGACAGGCUCAGAAGAAGGGAGCCAAGGAGCAAGCGAAGAAGGAGAAGGCCGAGCUAAAGAAGGAAGCCAAGGAGCUGCUUAAAAAGGAAAAAGCCGAGGAGAGGAAGAAGGAAUCCUUGAAAAGAAAAUUGUCGGAAAAAUCGGAGCCAGCUGCCAAGAAGGCGAAGGCUUCUGAGGAUCAGGAGAAUCGAGGAGCCACCAAGAAGAAGAUCACACCACCGAAUAGAAAGCACACCGCACUUUUCAAAAAGUGCAUGGCAAUGCGAGUCAAGAAUUUUGCCUAUUAACUUUUUUUUUUGUUAUCAAUUAUUUUUCAAUUCUCCUGGUACAUAUCAUACAAAUAAUUUUUGUAUACAAUUUCCCUGUUCUUUCUGUAAUAAUUAUUUCAAAUCUGUAAUUUUAUAAUAAAACUAUUAAAAUGUAAGAAA